Messenger RNA from Caenorhabditis remanei, 300 nucleotides. RefSeq lists its product as uncharacterized. The coding region runs from base 1 to 300 and encodes 99 amino acids. The transcript has 2 exons. The record is from RefSeq and is a predicted model, not a curated record. Lineage: Eukaryota; Metazoa; Nematoda; Chromadorea; Rhabditida; Rhabditidae.
AUGUCGAUCUUUUGGUUGGAUUCGUUGGACUCGUGCACGACGCCAGACGAGAGAGUGUGUGAGAUGAAGAGAUAUAAGAUUGGAAUCCUUGUUGUGGUCGACUCUGCUGCUGUUGAACAAAUCCUUGUUGGAAUCCUUGACUCUGACCGUAUCCUUGCUGACUGGAUCCCUGAUUCUGCCCAUAUCCCUGUUGGCUAUUGCUUCCAACUCCUUGACCAUUCGUUCCGGGAUUCUGACCAUAUCCUUGCUGUUGACUUCCUCCAAACGAUUGACUGUUUCCGCCGAAACCUUGCUGACUAG